This is a messenger RNA of Vicia faba (fava bean), 2157 nucleotides long. Lineage: Eukaryota; Viridiplantae; Streptophyta; Magnoliopsida; Fabales; Fabaceae. The record is from the annotation of a GenBank genome assembly.
AUGCCGGUGUCAACGCGAUCUAAAAUCACUUCCCAAAAUGAAGGAAAUCUAACAAUGGAGCAGCAACAGAGACUCAGAAACCCUCACCAUGGCCUCAAAGAGAAACUCAAAACCCUCACUCUGUUAUACGAGCAGCAAAAGCUAGCUUCCAAGUCUCUCAGAAGCAGCAACACUGCCAUGCGAGAGAGAAACUCGAUCACAAACCCUAACUCAACGAUUACCAAAACCUUCGUUUUACCUCAACCACCUUCUUCCACAGUCAACAACAGUAUCGAUGAUGAUGCUAAAGAAAAUCAUAAUAUCAUUGUUGGACAAGAUCGAAUCGUUGGAUUUUCAUAUCCAAGAAAGGUUUCAACUACAACAAAUGCAGCAGCUCCGGUUGACGCUGUUGCUCGGAGACUUUCGAUGCCGGCUCCGAUGAAAGGGAAAGAGGAAGAGUUAGAGAAAUGUGUGAGUAGGAUUUUGGUGUUUGUUAGGGUUAGACCAAUGAACAAGAAGGAAGUUGAAUUGAGUUCGAGGUGCUGUGUGAGAAUCGUUAAUCGUCGCGAUGUUUAUCUAACUGAGUCUGCAAAUGAGAAUGACUAUCUCAGACUCAAUAGGGUUAAGGGGCGUCACUUUGCAUUUGAUGGAUCUUUUACUGAUUCCGCGACUCAGCUACAAGUGUAUUCCACCACAACUUCGGAACUUGUGGAAGCGGUUCUGCAGGGGAGGAAUGGAUCAGUUUUCUGUUAUGGUGCUACAGGAGCUGGAAAAACAUAUACAAUGCUCGGCACUGUGGAGAAUCCAGGGGUGAUGGUUUUGGCUAUUAAGGAUUUAUUCAGUAAAAUCAGGCAGAGAAGUUGUGAUGGAAGCCAUGUGGUUCAUCUCUCCUAUCUGGAGGUUUACAAUGAAACUGUCAGAGAUUUGCUUUGCCCUGGAAGGCCAUUAGUCCUUAGAGAAGAUAAACAGGGGAUUGUGGCGGCGGGUCUUACACAAUAUAGAGCUUCUUCUGCAGAUGAGGUGAUGGUAUUGCUUCAACAAGGAAAUCGGAACCGAACCACAGAACCAACUCGUGCAAAUGAAACGUCUUCGCGGUCCCAUGCAAUUUUGCAGGUUGUGGUUGAAUACCGAGUUAGAGAUGUCGCGACAACGAAUAUUGUUAAUCGAGUGGGUAAGCUCUCGUUAAUUGAUCUUGCAGGGUCAGAAAGAGCUCUUGCCACGGAUCAAAGAACACUACGAUCUCUUGAGGGUGCCAACAUAAACCGUUCUCUUCUUGCACUCAGCAGCUGCAUCAAUGCUCUUGUAGAGGGCAAGAAACACAUACCGUAUCGAAAUUCAAAGCUUACUCAACUUCUCAAGGAUUCAUUAGGAGGAAUUUGCAACACUGUCAUGAUUGCAAACAUUAGCCCAAGUAGUCUCUCAUUUGGUGAAACUCAAAAUACCGUUCACUGGGCCGAUAGAGCCAAAGAGAUUCGGCUAAAGGUAAGCGAGACUAAUGAGGAUCAAUUGCAAAUACACGAGACAGACACUGACCAGGCCAAACUGAUACAUGGGCUGCAAAAGGAGAAUCAUGAAAUAAGAAUGCAGCUAGCACAGCAACAACAAAAGCUCUCGACUCUAGAAGCACAGUCCUUAGCUUCACAUUCCUCUACACCACCACCACCACCACCACAUUCAGCUCAACCAAGUGAAAAACGAAGGACUAGAUCCUCUUUCUUGGCUGGAACUUGUUUCACUCCGGAAACCAAGAAGAAAGGAGUUGAGCUAGCUGUGAGGACACUACAACGGACAGUGAAAGCACUAGAGGCUGAGAUAGAGAGAAUGAAGAAAGAUCAUACCUUGCAGCUAAAGCAGAAAGAUGAUCUCAUCCGCGAGCUUUCUCAAAAGUGUGAAAAACAAGCAUCAACAACAAGAGAAGUAGGGAAGAGAGUGGUAACUAGGGCUGCUAGCCUACCGGUAAAGGAGCCAAACAAUGUUGAAUUGAAGAGUCAUCGUCUUCGAUCACCAGCUCCAACUGCUAAGAAGCGAAGCUUUUGGGACAUCACCACAAAUAAUAGCCCAUCAGUUACUACAUCAAAUGGGAGAAAAACUAGAAGUCAUGUUCUUUCAGAACCCACAGCACCUCAUCGAUCCAUGCUUCUUCAGCCUGGUUUUGCUCGUCAAAAAGUCAAUAGUUAG